This is a messenger RNA of Malaclemys terrapin pileata, 2632 nucleotides long. It is a transcript of the gene NOX5, whose product is annotated as NADPH oxidase 5. Gene Ontology annotation, molecular function: superoxide-generating NAD(P)H oxidase activity; calcium ion binding. The record is from RefSeq and is a predicted model, not a curated record. NCBI's taxonomy places the organism in Eukaryota, Metazoa, Chordata, Testudines, Emydidae. Gene Ontology annotation, biological process: defense response; superoxide anion generation. Gene Ontology annotation, cellular component: plasma membrane; NADPH oxidase complex. The transcript has 17 exons. The coding region runs from base 65 to 2386 and encodes 773 amino acids.
AUGAAAAAGACACUUCCCCAUGUGUUCCUGACGGCUAGUAAAUAAGGACUGAAACACAGUCACAAUGAGUAUAGACGAUGACACCCAAUGGCUUGAGUGGGUAACGAAGCAGUUUGAAAGCAUCGCUGGGGAAGAUAAAGAAAUUGACUUGGAAGAAUUCAAAACUGCUCUGAAAGUGAAAGAGUCCUUCUUCGCUGAGAGGUUCUUUGCAUUGUUUGAUUCUGACGGGAGUGGAACCAUUAGUUUAGAUGAGUUACUCAAAGCCUUGAACCUUCUCAUACAUGGAGACGAAACGGACAAGCUAAGAUUCCUCUUCCAGGUUUACGAUGUAGAUGGCAGUGGUUCCAUUGACCCAGAUGAACUGCGCACAGUCCUGAAAUCAUGUCUGAAGGAGAGCGCAAUAUCCUUGCCAGAGGAGAAACUGGAUGACCUCACGCUGGCUCUUUUUGAGUCAGCCGACAAAGACAACAGUGGCUCCAUCACUUUUGAGGAACUCAGGGAGGAACUCGAACGCUUUCCAGAGGUCAUGGAGAACUUAACCAUAAGUGCCGCGAACUGGCUAAAGCCCCCGACAGCCGAACGGAAGAGCCACACGCCGCGCUACUUAACCCCAGCCUACUGGCACAACAACAGGAGCAAACUGCUCUUCAUGGGUGGCUACCUGUGCCUGAAUACCCUCCUCUUCACCUUGGCUGCUCUGCGGCACGCGCCUCUCGGGGGCUGGGUCAUGGUGGCGAAAGGCUGCGGGCAGUGUCUGAACUUCAACUGCACGUUCCUUGGGGUGCUCAUGCUGCGCCGUUGCCUGACGUGGUUGCGAGCUACCUGGGUUGCGAAAGUUUUCCCACUAGACCAAAACGUCAUCUUCCACCAGCUCGUGGGGUAUGUGGUGGGGGCGCUCUCAGCAGUUCACACCGGAGCACAUGUGGGGAACUUUGUCAGGCUGACGCAGAUCCGAGAUCGCCCCGCGCUUUGGGAAUAUCUGUUCACCACUCGGCCCGGGAUUGGCUGGGUUCACGGGAGCGCCUCCAUCACUGGGAUUGCGCUGCAGCUGCUCAUCUGCGUGAUGCUCGUGUGCUCCAGCACCUUUGUCCGGAAGAGCGGCCAUUUUGAGGUCUUCUACUGGACUCAUCUGUCCUACAUCUCCAUCUGGGCUUUGUUAGUCCUUCAUGGGCCUAAUUUUUGGAAGUGGUUUGUGGUUCCUGGAUUUCUGUUCGUGGUGGAGAAGACAAUUGGCAUUGCUGUGUCACGCAUCGGGGGGCUGUACAUUGUGGAAAUCAACCUCCUGCCAUCAAAGGUGACUCAUCUUGUGAUUAAGAGACCACAGUUUUUCCACUACAAGCCUGGAGACUACGUUUACCUGAAUAUCCCAGCGAUUGCCAAGUACGAGUGGCAUCCUUUCACCAUUAGCAGCGCUCCUGAACAACAAGAUACCAUCUGGCUGCAUAUAAGAUCACGAGGACAAUGGACCAACAGACUCUAUGAAUAUGUCAGGUGGCUUGAACCACUCAGUCAGGAGCCCAGACAGCUAAUGAGAAAUCUAAGAAAGCAGAGGUACCACAAAUGGACCCAGGGACAUCUUUUCCGCUCAUCCGGUUCGGAGGCGUCCAUAGCCACCAGUAAGGAUGAAACAAUUGAACUGACAUCUUACAAAGCCGCCAGGUACCCUGACCCUGAACCUGCUGACAUCACCGUCACCAGAAGGGAUGAAGAAGAGAGCCUACACGCCAGAGAAGUUUCUGCCAAGCUGAGUGAGAAUCACAGAGUUUGUAAUAUCAAGUGCUAUAUUGACGGCCCCUAUGGGACACCUACGCGAAGGAUCUUCACCUCGGAACAUGCUGUGCUGGUAGGCGCUGGAAUCGGCAUUACUCCCUUUGCCUCUAUCUUGCAGAGCAUCAUGUACAGGUAUUGCAUGAGAAAACCAAACAAUCCCCGCUGUGGCUAUUCAUGGGGUGAGAGCCUCAAGGAUGAUGAAAUGAAGCUUAGGAAGGUUGACUUCAUCUGGAUCAACCGAGACCAGAAGUCCUUUGAGUGGUUUGUCAGCCUGCUCACUAAGCUGGAAAUGGACCAGGCGGAUGAGGAACCGGAAGGCCGUUUUCUAGAGAUGCACAUGUACAUGACUGCAGCGCUUAGUAAGAACGACAUGAAGGCUAUUGGUCUGCAGAUGGCUUUAGAUCUGCUGGCUAAGAAGGAAAAGAAAGACUCUAUCACAGGACUCAGGACCAGAACCCAACCAGGUCGCCCCGACUGGAGCAAGGUGUUCCACAAGAUGGCAGAGGAAAAUAAAGGGAAAGUCCAAGUCUUCUUCUGCGGGUCUCCAGCUCUUGCCAAGGUAGUCAAGGCUCACUGUGAACACUUCAACUUCAGAUUUUUCAAAGAAAAUUUUUAAUAAUCUCUUUCUGUCUGUCGCUGCCUUUCUCCAUAGCCUGGAGAGAGGUGUUUAGCAUUCCCUUCCUGCAGGUGAUUUAAAGUGUAGUGUAGGUGUUUGCUUCUGUAAUUGCUGGCGCAUGCAUCAUACUUACAAGAGAGCUUUCUUUACCUUCCUCUCUGAUUGUAUGUGGGGAAAUGUACUGUGUUUGCCCAAAGCGUGGUCUAAACAUGCUCCAUAAAUAAAGCAUGUUUGUGUUCAGCCGAA